Mytilus californianus (California mussel) is the source of this 1024-nucleotide messenger RNA. RefSeq lists its product as uncharacterized. Bases 16 to 735 code for a protein of 239 amino acids. The record is from RefSeq and is a predicted model, not a curated record. The transcript has 3 exons. Lineage: Eukaryota; Metazoa; Mollusca; Bivalvia; Mytilida; Mytilidae.
CACAGUUCUUCGAAAAUGUUACUGAUAUUCUGUUUGGUUAUUUUUGUUCCUCUUAUUGAAGGAUCUUGCUCCACAGCUAAAGUGAAAGUUCGACAAUUAGCAUCUGGACGUAAUAUUACUGUUUGUACGCUUUCAAAUGGACUAGAAAUCUUGAAUGGAUCUAUUGUUAACCUAGCCAGUUGUGAAAAAUGUUCGUGUGGAGAGAAGGAGCUUUCGUGUUGCGGAGUUGGUGCGUUAGCCGGUAUCGCCCCGACACCACCUGAUCAUUGCAAAACUAUUCGUGAUGGCUGCAAAGACGUCAUGGUUCUAAAAGCAGAUGAAACGCGGGAUUGUAAUACGGGGAAAAGCAUUCUACUUCCCAGUCAUCCCCUGUAUAGUUUACAGAACAUGUAUGAUAUGGCACAACAACAAUAUAUGGGAACGAAUAAUAGGAUUCAAGGACCACAAAUGGCAAAUGUCGCACCCCAACAAUUCUUCAGACCACAGCAAUUCAGCAGGAGCAAUACAGGUGCCGGAAACAUGAUCCUGGCUAAUAACUCCAAAGUGGCAGCUGGUAUAGCACCACAAAUGUCGCCUGUCGUCAAACAUUAUUUUGAUAGAAAUGUUGUCCAUCCAGACAGUUAUGACCCGUACUUUAAUUCACUUGGAAAUGACCCGUAUUAUAAUUCACUUGGAAAUGACCCGUACUAUAAUUCACUUGGAAAUAUGCUAUACCCCAACACAAUGUUUAACUAAUUGUAAUCUUAAUAGAAGUAGGAUGUAGCUUUUAUCCGACAUUUGUCAAAAGAACCUUCAAGAACAUGUUUCAAAUUAAAAUUUUGAUGUAAAAUAGCUCAUUAAGUACAUGUUAUAGUCUCAGUUUUUCAUAGUUUGACUAACCAAUCAACGGUAUUUUGGUUUGUAGUUUAUAUAAAUAAGGCGUUUCCGUGUGUUCUGUUGUUGAUGGUUUUUGUUUUUUGUUUUUGUUUUUUACAAUAGGGAGCAAUAGUUUAUCAUGUAGCCAAAUGUGAAAUCGUUUUAAUAA